GACCGCCAAGGAGGCUCUUAACGAAUCGUUCGUCGCGUUAAAAUGUGAAGCGACACGAGUCACGACGGACGCCACGAGAGAGAAAGAGACAACAAGAAAAUGGCGAAAUCUAGCGCUGACGAUGCCGAGCUACGGCGAGCUUGUGAGGCCGCAAUCGAAGGCAGCAAGCAUAAGGUCUCUCUCUCCAUUCGAACAGUCAAGACUCACGGCACCUGGGGGAAAUCUGCUAAGCUUGGUCGUCAAAUGGCUAAGCCUAGGGUUCUCGCUCUCUGCACAAAAGCGAAAGGUCAGCGGACAAAAGCUUUUCUUCGAGUUUUAAAGUAUUCAAAUGGAGGCGUUCUUGAGCCUGCUAAGCUAUACAAGCUGAAGCACCUCUCAAAAGUGGAAGUUGCAGCAAAUGACCCAAGUGGAUGUACAUUUACACUGGGGUUUGAUAACCUUAGAAACCAGACUGUGGCUCCUCCACAGUGGACAAUGCGCAAUAUUGAUGACAGGAAUCGCCUCCUGCUUUGUAUCUUAAAUAUCUGCAAAGAUGUCUUAGGUCGCCUUCCUAAGGUUGUUGGUGUUGAUGUUGUGGAGAUGGCUCUUUGGGCUAAGGAAAAUAAACCUGCAGUUUCCACUCAAAGUAACCAACAAGAUGGUGCUUCUGUUGAAUCUGCUGUGACUGAAACAGAAUUGAAAGUCAAUGUUGAAAAGGAACUUGUUUCCCAGGCAGAGGAAGAGGACAUGGAGGCUCUUUUGGGAACUUAUAUCAUGGGUGUUGGUGAAGCAGAGGCUUUUUCUGAAAGGUUAAAAAGAGAGCUCCAGGCUCUUGAAGCAGCAAAUGUGCAUGCCAUUUUAGAAAGUGAACCUUUGAUAGAUGAGGUGUUGCAAGGGCUUGAAUCAGCAACAAAUUGUUUGGAAGACAUGGAUGAGUGGUUAGGCAUGUUCAAUGUGAAACUUCGACACAUGAGGGAAGAUAUUGAAUCAAUUGAAUCCCGCAAUAACAAGUUGGAAAUGCAAUCAAUAAAUAACAAAACUCUUAUUGAAGAGCUUGAUAAGCUUCUUGAGCAAUUGAGUAUCCCUUCUGGGUACUCAGCAUGUUUGACAGGAGAUUCAUUUGACGAAGCACUAAUGAUGCAAAAUAUAGAAGCAUGUGAGUGGUUGACAACUGCCAUGCGUGGUCUUGAAGUGCCUAACAUAGAUCCUAUGUAUGCAAAAAUGAGAGGAGUUAAAGAGAAGCGUGGCGAACUUCAAAUAAUAAAGUCUACUUUUGUCGGGAAAGCUUCUGAAUACAUGAGAUGUUACUUUGCUAGUUUUGUGGACUUCAUGUUAAAUGAUAAAAAUUACUUUUCUCAGCGGGGACAGUUGAAGAGGCCAGAUCAUGCUGACUUGAGGUUCAAGUGCAGGACAUAUGCACGCCUUUUGAAGCAUUUAAAGAUUCUUGAUAAGAAUUGCUUGGGUCCAUUGAGAAAAGCUUAUUGCGCUUCUUUAAACUUGCUUCUUCGCAAAGAGGCCCGUGAGUUUGCUAAUGAACUUCGUUCUUGUACUAAAACAUCUAAAACCCAAACUGUUUGGUUUGAAGCCUUCACGGGUUCUGGUCAAAAUGUAAAUUCUGCUGACACUUCAACAGUUUCUGAUGCAUAUGCAAAGAUACUUACAAUUUUUAUCCCACUUCUGGUGGAUGAGAGCACUUUUUUGGCUCACUUCUUGUGCUUUGAAGAUCCUUCAGUUAUUGACAGUAAAAAAGCUGGAUCCAAUAACGGGGACAAUGAUGAUGAUUUGGGAAUGUUGGACAUUGAUGAGGAUGACAGUAAAUCUAGUACACGUAAAAAUUCGGUGGAUUUUGCAGCUUUAAAUGAAUCACUUCAAGAUUUGCUUGAUGGAAUGCAAGUAUGCAUAUAAUAAACUCUAUCUCUUACAAUGAAAUUGUGAGCUUAUGAUAUUUGUGAGAUAAAAUGAUAUCUCAUGUUACUUGAUAGUCAUGUUGGAAAGGUUGUGUAUUUUUAUGAUGAAAAUUUAACUACAUUGUUUUGUAUCUUGUUUCUCUCUUAGCAUAAUUGUUACGUCAUGCUAGAGGAUCCAAAUUUAAGAUAACAUGGUAAAGCCUUUAUGAGUUCUCCAUGGUAAUAAGUAUUGAGAGUCGGUCAUUUUAGUCCUUGAAAGAAAGAAAUUGCUCGAGGUUCUUGAAUAUUCAAUAAUCCUUAUGUUAAGUGACGUGAAUUAACUAGUUAACACCAAUGGAAAUGUUGAACAUGGCAAAUUAUGUACCACAUACCACAUAAGAUGUAUGGAGGAAGAUGAUUAUUUCUCAAGGACCUAAAAGAUGCCACAUGUGCAUCUUGUGUGGCACUUAAUAUGCCAUAUCAACAUUGUUGUUAGUGUAACAUGACAUUAGUUAAUAUAAGGACUAAAAUGACCGAUCGAUUGAAGACUGAACAACCUCAAGAGCAACUGUUUUCUUUUAGGGACUAAAAUGGUCAAUGCCUAAUUUUUCAAGGACCAAAACAAUGAUUCACUUUGCAGCAUUGUAUAUUUUGUCUGUCUCAUAUAAGUUGUACAUAACAUAUAUCAUGUUAUGGUCUAGCAAUGAUAAACAUAUUGUGAUAGGAACCAGAACCCUGAGACAAUUAGGCCAAAAACGAAAAAUAACUAAGGCGUAGUUAGAAAGUAAAAAUGAGGGCAAUGCAGGGGAUUAAAACCAAGUGAGAGAGAAUGAAUAUGAUCAUUUCAUGUAACUAACUACUAAGUUGGUUAGGCAGGAAAAGGGUGACUCAGUUGUAUGGGGUAUAAGAGUAGGAGUGGGAAUGGGAAGGGUAGGCUGGGAUUGGUGGGAACUUGUGGGAGACAAUAGGCACCCUCUAACUGCCUAUAGUUUUUCCGCUUUUCUUUCCUUACUGUAUUUUCAUUUUCACACCAUCAAACCCCGUAUAUUCUUUUGGUACCAGACUAUAAGAGAAUAUCAUUUCUCCUUUUGUUUUCAAUUACAUGUAUGUAUUUUUGGUUUAUGUUAUUGUUUUUGUUGUUUAGUUAUAACGGACUUGCAGUCAGUUAUAACUGUUGAAGAGGAAAAACAGACAUAUUUGGGAUAAACUGUGUUUGGAUACACAUUGGAUGCAGCAGGUUAUAUACACUUAUUACAUUAAUUAU
Cajanus cajan (pigeon pea) is the source of this 3129-nucleotide messenger RNA. Lineage: Eukaryota; Viridiplantae; Streptophyta; Magnoliopsida; Fabales; Fabaceae. The record is from RefSeq and is a predicted model, not a curated record.